AUGGCCGCCAAGUUUAUAAUUCUUCUGUGCGCGGUGGCGAGCGCUCGCGCAGGCGGCAUCAUCGGAGCUUCAUAUGCCGCCCCUAUCGCGUCAUACUCCGCUUCUGUCGCACCUAUCGCGGCAUACUCCGCUCCUGUCAGCUCCUUCGUCAAGAGCUAUACCGCACCAGUAGCAUCGUACGCCGCCGCUGCCCCCCUUACAACAUAUGCCGCUGCCGCACCAGUCAUCAAGAGUUAUGCCGCACCAAUAACGUCAUACGCCGCCGCUGCCCCCGUUACGACAUACGCCGCUGCCUCUCCAAUCAUAAAGAGUUAUGCCGCACCAGCAGCGUAUUCCGCAUACGCCGCUCCAGCAGCGUAUUCCACGUACGCCGCUCCCGCCAUCUCCGCCCCAGUGGCGUACUCCGCUCCGAUAGUGAAAGCCGUCGCACCCGCCGUGUCAUCAGUGUCCUCAUAUACUACACAAACGGCCCACGCAUCUCCUAUUUACGCUAAAGCCGUGUCUCCUGUCGCCGCGUACACCGCCCACGCUCCCGUUGCCUACUCCGCCCCUGUGACCACUUAUGCCGCAGCUGCCCCAGUCGCAAGCUAUGCUGCAGCCCACCCUGUUGCCACUUUUUCCGCAGCUGCCCCUGUUGCCACCUACGCCCACGCUUCCCCCGUGGCAUACUCCUCUCCCAUCAUCAAAUCUGCCGUCGCAUACUCCGCAGCUCCCGCCGUCUCCCACGUUGCAUACAGCGGUCUUGCUAACUACGGCUGGUGA
Molecule: messenger RNA, 762 nt
Organism: Diatraea saccharalis (sugarcane borer)
Lineage: Eukaryota; Metazoa; Arthropoda; Insecta; Lepidoptera; Crambidae
Source: the annotation of a GenBank genome assembly